CACCAACCAACCAACCACGUUCAUAGUUAUAAUCUCGCACGCGCAUUCGUUCUCAUCCUGAACAAGAAAAAGAAGGAUAUCAAUUUUUUUUCUUUUUCCCCUUCUUUUGGUUCCCCAAAUCCCCAUUCAAAUCAUGGGUUUCAGAUCCCUCUUCAACCGAAAGAAGAAACUCCUGAAGGAAUCAGCUCUGUCAGCCUCCACCACCACCACCGCUACCACCACGGGCGCGGUGAUCUCACGCGCACCCUCUCUCUCGCUGCACUCACGUGCCCAUUUCACAGAGGAAUUGGAGAAGGUGUUUGAGAAAUUCGACGUCAACCGCGACGGCAAGAUCUCUUCCUCGGAGCUAGGCUCCAUUAUGGGGAGCCUAGGGCAAUCCGCGACAAAGGAAGAGCUAGACAACAUGAUCCGCGAGGUGGAUUCAGAUGGCGACGGUUACAUCAGCCUUGAGGAAUUCAUUGAGCUGAAUACCAAGGACAUUGAUCCAAACGAGAUCCUUGAGAAUCUAAGGGACGCGUUUUCAGUUUUCGACAUUGACGGCAACGGUUCGAUAACCGCUGAGGAACUGCACAAUGUUAUGGCAAGUCUCGGCGAUGAGUGUUCUUUAGAGGAGUGCCAGAAAAUGAUUGGCGGUGUUGAUAGCGAUGGAGAUGGGAUGAUCGAUUUCGAGGAGUUUAGAACGAUGAUGAUGGGGCCUCGUCGUGAAUCGAUGGCAAGAAUUUAGGGAAAAAGUGAAGGAUUUUAUUAUCUUUGUUGUGCUCAAUGUAAAUUGAAAUUAUCACUUCUCUUCUUGUUUCAUUAAUUUUGUGUUCCUAAACAUAUUAUAUAAAGCUAUUUUUUUGAGCUUUAAUUUUUCAA
Lotus japonicus is the source of this 858-nucleotide messenger RNA. RefSeq names its product probable calcium-binding protein CML25. The transcript has a single exon. Lineage: Eukaryota; Viridiplantae; Streptophyta; Magnoliopsida; Fabales; Fabaceae. Gene Ontology annotation, molecular function: calcium ion binding. The coding region runs from base 134 to 724 and encodes 196 amino acids. The record is from RefSeq and is a predicted model, not a curated record.